GUAGCUAGGCCAAAAUCAUCCAAAGUUAAAGCAGAGCUCCCCUGCAUGUGUUUUGUUUUUAUUUGUGUGUUUUGUUUGUAUGUAUAUGCGUAUCUGGCUUGGAAGUCUGUGUAUCUUCUGGGUACGUGUGUACGUGUGUAUGUGUGUGUGUGUGUGUGUGGUGCGGUAUUACAUAUAAUCUGAUCGGACCUGACACUGAUGAUGGUCACGUGGCAGCUUGCUGGACGUGAUGCUGCUGGCCAGAGGUGCACGCCCUGCCCUGACAGAACGAUCACCAAAGCAUAUUUUACCCCCUCCGAAACCAGGUUGAAGGGCCGUACUGAAGUGCGGCGGACGUGAGGGUCCCCAUGCUGCGUGUGGUUUUUUGCAUGAACCCAGCGCGGGGUAAAGCAAUGGUAAUGGUUAGGUAGAACAUUAGACAGAUAAGUAGAUUGCAGGAGCAGUUUUGUUUUGAUGCUUGCACGGCACGGCUGCAUCCUGUGCUCUGCACCUCGGCCGGGCAUUUUAUACCGGGAUGCAGUUCGUGUGGUAUCUAGGUACGUAGAUAUACGUAGGUACGUAGGCGGGCCAAAUGUCCGUUCACAACAAUGCUAAAUGAAUACCUAUGCCGCCACCACAACAAUUAGUUCCUCGCUGUUCGAUUUACGAUGCCCUUCGCCCCAAUGAUAGCGGUCAUUGACGGAUCCGCCCGCCCGCCGAGGCGGUUUAAUAACCACGGCAUGCGUGUUCGCUUCCUCCAGGGGGUAUUCCAGCUGGUCAUUUACUGGUAUGGUGUUCGCACAAGCGUGAGGACGACAAAAGAGCGAGAAGGCAACAGCGACAAGACGGACGAGCGACAAGAUGGACGCUGGUUGUUCGGACUUAGGCAGAGGGACGAUAUCAAAAGAGUGGCAUCGGGUUCAUUCUGUCCGCUGUGCGAUGCUGAUGGCGCGCACGGGACAACGGACUUGGGAGACCUGCAUGAGACGGGCAUACGCCAUGAUUCAGGACGCAGCACCGACGCGAUGAUAGCGACAGAGAUUUCAGGACGAAACGCCGUACACAUGCCGUACAACUGGGACUACUACAAUAUCGCUUUGCACAUCCCGUCCUUUCCAAACCCCUCCGCAACCUGA
This is a messenger RNA of Volvox carteri f. nagariensis, 1115 nucleotides long. RefSeq lists its product as uncharacterized. The transcript is spliced from 5 exons. Bases 648 to 1115 code for a protein of 155 amino acids. NCBI's taxonomy places the organism in Eukaryota, Viridiplantae, Chlorophyta, Chlorophyceae, Chlamydomonadales, Volvocaceae. The record is from RefSeq and is a predicted model, not a curated record.